UCCACUUUCUUUCUUGUGAUCUCAAAACCAAUCUUCAACACUUCCUACUUCAACCAACGACCAUGAACUCCAUGCUUUUCCGAUCAGGUUCCGGUCCCAUCCCCGUCCAAGCCCCUCCCGCCGCCUCACCUCGCCCCUCCAUCUCCGUACCGUCGCCGCGCCGCCCCAGCAUCCGCCGCUCCUCUUCGGAGACGAGGACGCCAAGCCGGCAGCGCUCCCGCUCCUUCAGUUCGCUGCGGAUACCCGAGGAGCUGGGAACGCCCGGCGGAGGAAUGAACAAGAACCGGAAUUCUGGGGGUGGCGGCGGCGCAGAGGGGGACGACAUCGGGGCUUAUUACCAACAGAUGAUUAGGUCCAAUCCCACCAACUCGCUGCUCUUGAGAAACUACGCCAGAUAUUUGCAUCAGGUGGUGGGAGAUGUGGUGAAAGCGGAAGAGUAUUAUGAGAGGGCAAUUUUGGGAAACCCAGGAGAUGGAGAAGUGCUAUCUCUAUAUGGGAACUUAAUAUGGGAGACUCAUAGAGAUGAGAUGAGAGCCAAUUCUUAUUUCACUCAAGCCAUUCAAGCUUCCCCUAACGACGCUAUGAUUUUGGGUUCGUAUGCGCAUUUCUUGUGGGAGGCAGAGGAUGAAGAAUGUGGAGAUGAUGAGGAAAUGGAGACUCAACUUGUGCCACUUCCAUCGAUUAUGGUGUCAGCUUUCUGACUUUGUAUGUAUCAUAUAUAUAUAGAGAGAGAGAGAGAGGAGCUGUUCUAACGACUAUUAUGCUGUAUGUUUAACCAUAAUAAAUGAGUAUGUAUCUAACUAGUGAAAGGGGUUGAACAAUAGAAAGAGCGUUACCGAGGGAUGUGGGCUCAUGUUUGUUUCUGUAAAUUACUACUCCAAUAUUAUGAACUGUUCAAUUGAGGUGCUUUGAUUA
Salvia splendens (bonfire salvia) is the source of this 915-nucleotide messenger RNA. RefSeq lists its product as uncharacterized. The transcript is spliced from 3 exons. The record is from RefSeq and is a predicted model, not a curated record. NCBI's taxonomy places the organism in Eukaryota, Viridiplantae, Streptophyta, Magnoliopsida, Lamiales, Lamiaceae. Gene Ontology annotation, molecular function: protein binding. Bases 63 to 701 code for a protein of 212 amino acids.